Nicotiana tabacum (common tobacco) is the source of this 2019-nucleotide messenger RNA. Its product is annotated as protein JINGUBANG-like. Gene Ontology annotation, molecular function: protein binding. The record is from RefSeq and is a predicted model, not a curated record. NCBI's taxonomy places the organism in Eukaryota, Viridiplantae, Streptophyta, Magnoliopsida, Solanales, Solanaceae.
UGUUAUAAUAGGUCGAAUACUAAUAAUGUAACAAAUUUAUUGUAUUGUGAGUAUAUAUAACUUAAAGUCCUUACAUUAUAAUUGAUCUAAGCAUGUACAUUUUUAUACCCACUUUUGAUCGCAACCAGGUGAAAUUAAAACAAAAAAAGGUAUUUUAACAUAAAUAGCUGACUGAAUUUAUUGUUCAAUUUUCAUAGCUGAUAUACACUAGUUAUACACGAUCAUAUACAUAUUAUAAGUGAAUUAUAUAUGUGCCGAAUAAUUUUAGUUUAAGUAUUGAGUGGACGACCAUUUUAGGUUAAUUCUUCGUAAGAAAAAGGGGAUUGUUUUGGCAAAAAAGAAAGAAAAAAGGAAAAAUGGAUUGGCGGGAUAAGUGUUUUCGUCAUUGUGGGGUAGCUGAUAGUUGAGAGCAUUAAACCUUCAUUAACACCAAUACAUUACACCAUUUCAAUUCUUCUAUAUUAGCAUUUCUCGUAGAGAGAGAUCUAGACAUAGACAUGGCUUCAACAAUGGACUUUGAGCCUCCAAAUUCCCCUGCUUCAGCUCCAUCUUUCGCCAUAAGACCUAAUCACAGCUUCUUGAGAAGUAUUUCUACAAAAGAACCUUCUAAUUUCUCCGAAGAUCUUCCCUAUAGCCCACCUCGUUUAAGCACUUCAGUUCUCUCUUCCAAUACAUGCCACCACAACUCUCAACCUUCAACUCCGCAACUUUCCUUCACGCUCGACAAUCCAAAAUUAGCCGAUGAUCAUCACUUUCAAACAACUUACAGGUGCAUUUCAUCAGUGUUAAAAAAAGAUGGACAGAUCUUGUCUGUUGCUACGUCAAAUGGCCUCGUUUAUACAGGGUCUCAGGCUAAUGUAAUACGUGUUUGGAAGUUGCCAGAGUUUACUGAAUGUGAUCAUCUUAAGACGAGGGGGUCUAUGGUUGUUGCAUUAAAAGUGUCAAAUGAUAUGGUUUAUGCUGCUUAUGCGGAUUGUAAGAUUCGGGUUUGGCGUAGGACUUGGGAAGGUGUUAUCAAGCAUGUUCGGGUUGCUAGUAUUCCUAAGGUUGGAAGCUUUGUCCGGAGCUAUAUCUCUGGUCGAGAUAAGAUGAUGAAGCACAUGGGACCAAUAUCAUCACUGGCAAUUAACAUAUCAGAUGAUAUACUUUACUCAGCUUCCCUUGAUAAAACAGUAAAAGUAUGGAGAAUUUCUGAUCUCAAAUGCAUAGAGACAAUCCAAGCCCAUAACGAUCCGAUAAACGCCAUUGUUGUUGGUGAUGAUGGUGUCCUCUAUACUGCUUCUGAUGAUGCCACAGUCCGAGUAUGGCGACGUAAUUUUUGUAGUGGAGAUAGGCCACAUUCCCUCACUGUGACAUUACCAGCUAAAUGUUCACCAGUAAAGACAUUAGCAUUAACAACUGAUGGUGGGGUAUUGUAUGGUGGUUGCAGUGAUGGUUACAUUCAUUAUUGGAUAAAAGGUUGGUUUUCAGGGCAAUUACAAUAUGGGGGUGCACUUCUUGGACACACACAUGCUGUAAUGUGCUUGUCCAGUACGGCUAACUAUUUCAUCAGUGGCUCUGCAGACUCAACGUGCAGAGUCUGGUUUAGGGAGCAAGAUUGUCAACAUGUUUGCGUGGCGAUCUUGCAAGGUCACAGAGGACCGAUUAGGUGCGUUACAGCUUUCCCAGGAUGCGUGAAUAAUGAGGAGAGUGAAGAUGGUUGCACCAUUUGCACCGGAAGUCUUGAUGGAGUUAUCAAGAUGUGGCGUGUGAGAUGCACCAGCAGUAGCAGCGAUAAUACGGGCAAAGGUUCUUCACAGAAUGCUUGUGAUUAUUUUGAGAUCGCUUAAAUAUGGAUGACACCCUUUUAUUUUUCUUGCAAGAUGUAUGUUUUACAACUAGAGACGGAUCCAAGAUUUUAAUUAGCAAGUGCAGACAGACUAUCACCUGACUUCUGACUUGUUUGUAACAAUGGCUGCGGAUUUUGUCCAGGUUUCAACUUUGAGAUACAGAGUAGAAGAGGCCAAUGAAUUCUUUGUA